Molecule: messenger RNA, 3863 nt
Organism: Acanthopagrus latus (yellowfin seabream)
Lineage: Eukaryota; Metazoa; Chordata; Actinopteri; Spariformes; Sparidae
Gene: htr6
Product: 5-hydroxytryptamine (serotonin) receptor 6
Exons: 3
Coding region: 1726-3132 (468 amino acids)
Biological process (GO): chemical synaptic transmission; G protein-coupled receptor signaling pathway, coupled to cyclic nucleotide second messenger
Cellular component (GO): dendrite; membrane
Molecular function (GO): neurotransmitter receptor activity; G protein-coupled serotonin receptor activity
Source: RefSeq, a predicted model, not a curated record
UUUAGACAAAGGGGUGAGAGCUAACAAGCUAUGCUUCUUCUCACUCCUUUUCGCAUAUGUCAUUUAUUUUACUUUUUAUCGUAUUAUUUUGCUUCCUCAAAAUCUUCAUUUCCAUAUGAUGUUGUGCAAAUAAUUUGUUAAACUGCAAUCAGGAAGCCAUGUUCUAUUUGCAUAUUCGAAAUAAAAAAUAAAAAAAAGAAAUGUCUGCUUAAGUUAGCGUGCUAACCAGCUAGCUCCUGCACGAAAGCGAUUAGAUUUUCUGACACAGACAACACAAAAGCUGAAAAAAAAGAAGGUAAUGCUUUACAACUGUAUGUAAAUGAAUAUACAGUGCAAACUAAAUGAUUGCCUUUGUAUUAAGACCUUUUACUCUGAUGCAAUAAAUCAUGUCAGCUGCAGCCAGGUGGUCCAGAUGAUCACUUCAGUUGUGUGGAGAUUGCUGGUGUAUAAUCAAGGUGUGAAUUUUCAUCAUGAAAACCUUGUGAACAUUCAUCUGUUUCAGUUGAAAAAAGUCAAAACACAACAAAUCCAGGAAGAGUGUAUUGAAUUGGAAAGGCUAUAAAAACACCUUCACGCCACGGACUGUAGAGUAAAAAAGCUUGACUAUAUAGCCCAGUUAUUGAGUCUCGUGAACAUGAAGUCAGACUAGAUAUAAUGGACAGUGCGACUACUAGAUCAGACAGUCUUUUCUCUUUAAAUUUCACACAAACACACACCAUGAAACAGAAAGCAGGUAGAAUGCUCAAUUCUGUGUGAGUCCCUUUUCAAAUAGACCUAACUUAAUAAUGCCUCACAAAGAACGCCGUAACAGUUGCACCUAAGUAGUUAAAACCUCAGUGACCAAAGAUGGAAGAACACCACCCACACCAAUUCCUAUGAUGUAGAAUUAGCAUUUCUUGGCUGUGAUUGUGCAUGGUUAUGCAUUAACAGCUCGAUGCUUUGACACGCUCCUUCCGAGAAUCCGUGCGCUCAGGCUGGGACGCGCGCUGGAGUGGCCGACACAGGGAUUAACAGGAGCUGGGUGGGGGGGGGGAUAUAUACAGGCAGCGUUACAAGGAUCAUGAUACCUGUAGAGCACUUAGGAGCGGAGCCUUGCUUACAAAUGACUGCUGCGCUGUGUCUGCUUGGGUCCCUGCUCCCCUGCGCUGUUUCUCAGAACAAAAAGGACUUGUGAAAGGCAGCGGAGCUCCAGCUCGACAAAGGACCCGCGGAAGCCGCACGAUUCCACCUCUCUGAGGGGAGGAAUCAUUCAGAGAACGGGUUCGUGUUCUCCUCAUCUUCGGUAGUUUCUCACACAGCUCUCUCGUACGUCUAGUCGAGCUCAUCUCGCUGUGUGUGCCCUCCUCCAGUGGCUGUCAUCAGUGUGACAUGCUGCUUCGAAACCCACUGUCAGUCAUCGGAUGGCUCAUUCUGGCUCGUAGCUGUGGAUGAGGCAGGGAUGGAGAGAUGAGCGAAACUGUGUGGGUGAUUUUGAUCACUUUUCUGGUGGCGGUGGAAGCAAUCCCAGGGCAACUGGAUGUAUUCCUGCCAAAAGGAGAUGGAGAUAUUUACCCAUGGAGAACUGUCGGGUUAACCUUGGCGGGAAGAGAGUUGGAUGGCUUCUCAGCACUGUGUGGCUCCUUUUUGUUCGCCAGUGCCCCGGAAGUGAGAGCCUUGGCUGCAAAGGUCUGUAACAUUUAGUGGAACCUUCAGGGGCCGGCUCACUCAUCGCUGACAACCAGCACCAUGGCUGACUCUCACCCGUCUGGCCCCGUAGGAAGCUACAACAGCAGCUCUGCCACCGCCAGUGCUUGGAACAUCACUGGCAGCGGCCCCUGGUUGUUGGCCUUCAUGCUGACUGUCAUCAUCCUCAUGACAGUCUGCGGCAACAUGUUGCUCAUCGCUUUGGUGUUCGCCCAUCGCUCUCUGCGCUGCACCUCAAACUGCUUCCUGGUGUCUCUGUUCCUGUCCGACCUCAUGGUGGCCCUGGUGGUCAUGCCCCCGGCCAUGCUCAACGUGCUGUGUGGGGCCUGGGUGCUGUGGCCCGCCUUUUGCCCCAUUUGGCUCUGCUUCGAUGUCAUGUGCUGCAGCGCGUCCAUCCUCAACCUGUGCGUGAUCAGUUUGGAUCGGUACCUCUUCAUCAUCUCGCCGCUGCGCUACAAGCAGAGGAUGACGCCGCCGCGGGCGUUGCUCCUGGUCGGGGCCGCUUGGGGGCUGGCGGCGCUGACUUCCUUCCUGCCCAUUCAGAUGAAAUGGCACAGCUUAGGCCACUGGAGUGGACACUCGCCAGGUCCCGGGGUCAGCGGCAGCAACGUCAGCUCGUACUCCGACACACCGUACCCGGCGUCCUACUUUCAGCUGUCGCCGUCAGGAGGCCUUUCCUUUCACUGCCGCCUGCGGGUCACCCUGCCCUUUGCCCUGGUGGCAUCUGUACUCACAUUCUUUUUGCCCUCCAGCGCAAUUUGCUUCACCUACUGUCGGAUCCUUCUCGCAGCACGGAGGCAGGCAAAGAGGGUCGCGGCGCUGAGCCACCCGCCACACCCACAUCCCUCCCUCGGGGAACCCUCCAGGCCUCCCUCACCUGGGGUCGCAGCGGGGCAACCUCAGCAGGACGGGGACGACUGCAGUCACCAGGAGCCUCUUGUGUCACAAAAUGUACCGCCGUCGGUGAACAGUGAGCGUCGCCUGGCUCACAGGCAGGGUCGGAGGGCGCUGAAGGCCAGUCUGACGCUAGGAGUCCUCCUGGGACUCUUCUUCAGCGCAUGGUUACCCUUUUUUAUCGCCAACAUGGCUCAGGCAGUGUGUGAGUGCGUCCCCCUUGCCCUCUUUGACGCCAUCACCUGGCUGGGCUACUGCAACAGCACAAUAAACCCCAUCAUCUACCCGCUGUUCAUGAGAGACUUCAAGCGAGCUCUGGGGAGGCUCCUGCCCUGCUGCUCCUCGCGGUCAACCAGAAGACCCUCACCUGCGCUCUCCCUCUCUCUCCGCAACUCAGGGGAGCCGAACCUCGCCAGCAGCCCCCCCUCUCCCCUGGCCUCUGACCCCACCCACCCCCCAGCCACCGCCACCGAUGCCGUCAACCUGCUGGACGCCGAGCACGCUGGCGUCGAGCUGCCUCUGCUUCUGCCCAAUCAGGUCGACAGCCUGGACUGAAUAUGGAAAUAAAGUUAGCAAGUAUUCUGACAGGGUUUAUGGUGGAAAAGUGUAUCAAGAAAAGUACAGAGACUCAUCAUAAUUCACGAUUUACUCACAAUGAGGUAAGAGAUGCGGGCUCAAGAGAUUUCCUUAUGGUUAAAAAAAAAUGUCUAUGGACACAUUCAGUAAGCUCCACCCUUGUUCUAGCUUGAAUUACGCGUUUCUUUCCAUUUAAGAAACUUGGUUGAAGAACCCCAUGUGGGGCAUAACCAAAACAAAAUGUUCAGGGUCGAGACUUGCAGUUAGGGGUGCCAGUAAACACUGUAACUUAACUUUUUGUAAACUCCACAGAAGGCAGCCCUUCAGAAAAGCAAGGCCUUGAGGAAGAUGCAUUCACUGAAUUGGCCGUGUGGAAAUCAAACUACUGUGUUAAAAUCCACGGCAACCGAGCCAGCAGCAUCCUCUACAGCCUACAAUACACAGUAUUUACAGGUAUCUGAUUUCACAGCUGUCAAUAAAUUAUAACAAUAUUUACAGUUUGUAAAAAUAAAAUAAAAUAAAAAAAAAACCUUCCAUUAAAAAAUUCUGAGUUGUUAAUAAAUUAAUACAAUAUCAUGGUAAAACAAAGCAGUAAAACAAUUUGGGGCUCUUCACUGGAGACUGCUGUCUCUGGCAUGUCAGUGUGUUGAGAGUGGAAUGAAUAUUUUCUCCAACAAAGCUCUGAUGCUGGGGAAAAAAAAAAAAAAAAA